This is a messenger RNA of Hermetia illucens (black soldier fly), 1205 nucleotides long. RefSeq lists its product as uncharacterized. The transcript is spliced from 3 exons. The record is from RefSeq and is a predicted model, not a curated record. Bases 390 to 1178 code for a protein of 262 amino acids. NCBI's taxonomy places the organism in Eukaryota, Metazoa, Arthropoda, Insecta, Diptera, Stratiomyidae.
UAAGGAAGGAAAAAUAGAACUCAAAAUACAAUUUCAAAUAUUAUCAAAAAUAUUAUGUUUCGUCAUUGUCUUGCAUAAAAAUUGUAAGAGAAAAGGUCAUUUGGCGUGUAAGCACAUUCAUGUGAAGGCCACUAUUUGGUACACACGAACGGCGCCUAUUUGGAAUGUUAUCUGUUUUGAACCACGUAUGGGAAAGAUAGUUGUUUUUAUUAACACGGCUAAGCUUGAUCCGAAGAAAGAAGGUGGAAUCUCUUACAGCUGUGGAUAUUGAUUCCAACUCACGUUCUAGGAAAUACGAUACCUCCGAAAUGAAGUAUUUAAACUUAAAAAUCUUAAUUAGUUUUUAGUUGCAAUUGAAAUUCGAACUUGUGAUAAGCGUAACAACAAUUAUGAUAACUGUGUUUGUAAUCUUGUAUUUAUCCUCAUAUACGGGCGUAUCUUCUACACCCACCGACGACACCAAUUUCGAGGACCCUUCCUACCAGUCACGAAAAUAUGCAAUAAAUACGGGUCAAUACAUCAGACGCGAAUUUAAAUUCAUUCCCGAGAAAGAAAGUUGGCAACAAAAAUUCGCGGAAACAAUAUCAAAGGCUGUUGAAGAGGAAACCAAAGAGGCAGACUAUUCACCCAGUGGUCAAGACGACGUCGUCCACAAAGAAAUUUCGGAAAACCCUACUGACAACGAACAACCACUGCCCCGCACAUUUAUUUCCCCAGAAGCUGAGCCGCAAGUCUAUGUGUCAAAAGGAGAUUCAGGAUGUACCAACGAUACAACUACCUUGAAACCUGCUAAUUUUGAGUUCAAAACGGGUAUCAUGCAUGUUCCUCCGCAUCCUCAAGAACAGCAAUACUCUAAUAACGAGAAAGGAGAGAUACUCAUUCACAGACCUGCGCCCAUUAUUGUUAACCGACCUCCAACCAAGGUAUUAGUUAAACAUCCACCUUUGAUUGUGAAGCCUGCCCCGGUUAUAUUCCAUCGACCUCCAUCCGUAAUAGUCCGUCAAGUUUUCGUUACACCAAAGCCAGAAUCUAUGAGAAUGCAACCUGUCUAUGUGAAAAUAAUAAAACCAGCCCCGGAGAAGAUAUAUAUCAAAGAACAGAUUUCAUACGGAGAUAACCAAGCUAACGGAGACUACUCUUCUAAACAGCGUUAUUACCCUAGUCAAUAUAAUUUUUAAAAUCAUAAUUUAUUCAAAAAGAUUUAG